GCAACUAAACUGAGAAAUUUGAGUUACCGAAGUUGUACUUAUGCUUGUCCGUUAACACCGACGUCCAAACUAUAGAGGCUACUCUUCAACAAUGUCUGCAAGAAAGUCGGGACUUCAAAAGGAGGUCCUAGCACUCUAUAGACGUGCAUUGCGCAUGGUCCGUACUAAACCAGCCUUAACCCAGCCAAAAUUUCUCCUCUUCGUGCGCCACAACUUCCAUACACAAGCAUCUUCUGUAUCGCCUCGUGACGUCGCGGCUAUAGAGCACCUUCUCCGUCGUGGUAAAAGGCAGCUGGAAAUGUACGAACAGCCCUCUGUGAGAGACUGCCAGAUAUCACAAGCCAUGAGUGAUUGGGAGCAAAGCCGACACGGAUCACGGACAGCUUCUCAGUAG
Messenger RNA from Suillus paluster, 394 nucleotides. RefSeq lists its product as uncharacterized. Gene Ontology annotation, cellular component: mitochondrion. The record is from RefSeq and is a predicted model, not a curated record. Gene Ontology annotation, biological process: mitochondrial respiratory chain complex II assembly. The transcript has 2 exons. Bases 92 to 394 code for a protein of 100 amino acids. NCBI's taxonomy places the organism in Eukaryota, Fungi, Basidiomycota, Agaricomycetes, Boletales, Suillaceae.